AAAAUUUAACGGCCAACUGAAAACCUAUAUUCUAUUUUCGUCGUAUAUAUAAAGAGUAUCAACGAAGCAAAUAAAGAAAGAUAAAAGAGUAUUGCUAAGUGCUGACUAUAGUUGACGUCUUUCUUUCGCCGCCUCUGACGCCGACGAGAGCCACCGCGAAAGAUCAACAAACCGAUGUCGCCGUCACACUUUUCCUCACUGCCUAACGACAUAGCGUGGGAAGUCUUAGCGCGCGUGCCGAAAUGCAAAUACCCACUCCUCGCUUGCCUCUCCAAGAACUUCACUUAUCUCGUUCGUUCCCCGGAGAUUCACAAGAUUCGCUCUCUCCUCCGCAAAGAUUCCCUCUACAUCUCCUUCAGGAACAAAAACUAUCGCGCCCAGAACCCGCGUUGGUACACUCUGCGCAGAGCUGAGAACAAUCCGAGCGAGAACCAGUUCGUUGUCUCCGUCAACCCCGCGCUUCCUAACCAUUACCACCGCAUGCCCUCGAUCGUCGCUCACGGUCCGGAGAUUUUCUUUAUCUGCGGACCGUUCGUGCAGUCGCCAAGCUUUUGGGUCUUUGAUUCUCGAACCGACGUGCUUCGACGAGGACCAACCAUGAACGCGAACCGAACGUAUAAAAGCGUGGGAGUAGUCGGACGCAAGCUAUACGUGGUCGGAGGGGUAAGAUCUAACGAGAAUGUCGCCGAGUCAUUUGACCUAACGACGGAAACUUGGGAGCCAGCGCCGGUCCCUAAGGAAGAAAAGACGUGGCUCGCGUCUGUCACGGUGUCGUUAGACAGGAAGGUGUGUGCGUUGAUGCUCGUUGGAGCCUACACUGUUUGCUACGAUCCUUGGGAUGGUUCUUGCGACAGUUUUGCUUUGCCUGAAGAUAAGUGGUGGAAAACGGGUGUUUGUGUGAUGGAGAAUGUGCUCUACGUUUAUUACGCUAGAUUCGGGCUGAUGUGGUAUGACACUGAGCUGAGGUUAUGGAGAGUGGUGAAUGGUUUGAGUGAUGUCAAAAAGGUUCGAUCCGUUGGGAUGGCGGAAUACUAUGGAAAGGUGGCGCUUUUGUGGAAAGAACAUGGUGGUUGUGGAAAGGAGAUUUGGUGUAGAAUGAUUGCUAUGGGUAAGUGUGAAGAAGGGGUCAAGGGGACUGCAGAAUCGGCUCAACUUCUGGGGAGUGUCCCUGAUGGUUACAGAAUGGACAAUUGUCUAUCAGUUUCAGACUAAAGAGGAUAGAUAGAUUGGAUAGGUUGAAGUAAUUAUUUUGAUGUGUGGGCUAUGCUAUUCUGUUUACUAGUACUUUUGCCAUCGUUGUACAAAACUCAAAAAGCAUGUGGUGUUUGCACAAGUGUUAUGUUGUUUCCAGUUUAAACAGGGCAGAGAACAAGACAAUAAAUGCGUUUGAAUAUCAAUGAGGUUAUACAGCCAGUUUGAUUGUUUAUAGCUUCUCGUAGGUCUUUUUAGCAGUAGUAGCAUAUCCAGGAAGAUGGUUGAUAAACUUAUACUUUCACAAUAAAAAGAAAAAACGUAUACU
Messenger RNA from Brassica napus (rape), 1519 nucleotides. RefSeq names its product F-box/kelch-repeat protein At2g44700-like. The coding region runs from base 175 to 1212 and encodes 345 amino acids. Gene Ontology annotation, molecular function: protein binding. Lineage: Eukaryota; Viridiplantae; Streptophyta; Magnoliopsida; Brassicales; Brassicaceae. The transcript has a single exon. The record is from RefSeq and is a predicted model, not a curated record.